ACAAACCUCAACUUGAAAGGUAACAUCAAAGCUGCACAAACACAAAGACAAAUUAAAACAGAGCUGCAUUUGCAGGGAAAAGAAAACCGGGAGGAGACGAGUCGAAAGCCCAAAUCAUGAUAUCUCAGUUCUUCGUGCUCUCUCAGCGAGGCGAUAACAUAGUUUUUCGCGAUUAUCGUGGUGAAGUAGCGAAAGGAAGUGCAGAGAUAUUCUUCCGUAAAGUUAAGUUUUGGAAAGAGGAUGGACAAGAGGAGGCACCCCCUGUCUUUAAUGUGGAUGGUGUGAACUACUUCCAUGUGAAGGUUGUUGGGCUGUUGUUUGUUGCAACCACAAGGGUUAAUGUGUCACCAUCUCUUGUCCUGGAACUUCUGCAAAGGAUUGCUCGUGUCAUUAAAGAUUAUUUAGGGGUUUUAAGUGAAGAUUCACUGCGGAAAAAUUUUGUACUUGUGUAUGAGUUGCUGGACGAAGUCAUUGACUUCGGUUAUGUGCAAACAACAUCUACUGAAGUUUUGAAGUCCUAUGUGUUUAAUGAGCCAAUAGUGGUUGAUGCUGCGCGUUUGCAACCUCUUGGCCCUGCUGCCAUCUUUAUGCAAGGAUCCAAAAGAAUGCCUGGGACAGCAGUUACGAAGUCUGUUGUAGCCAAUGAGCCUGGAGGUCGGAAGAGAGAGGAAAUUUUUGUGGAUAUAAUUGAGAAAAUCAGUGUCACAUUUAGCUCUAGCGGAUAUAUACUGACUUCCGAGAUUGAUGGCACUAUUCAAAUGAAAAGUUAUCUGACAGGAAAUCCAGAAAUCCGGUUAGCACUUAAUGAAGACCUGAGCAUAGGAAGAGGAGGGGGAUCAGUCUAUGAUUAUAGGAGUUCAUCCGGUGCAGGGCCAGUGAUACUCGAUGAUUGUAAUUUUCAUGAAUCAGUGCGUCUUGAUAGUUUCGAUAUGGACAGAACUCUGGCUCUGGUACCACCAGAUGGUGAAUUUCCUGUCAUGAACUACAGAAUGACGCAGGAAUUCAAGCCUCCUUUUCGUAUUAACUGUUUAAUUGAAGAAGCAGGACACCUUAAGGCAGAAGUAAUUCUUAAAGUACACGCCGAGUUCCCCUCGAACAUUACCGCAAACACAGUUGUUGUGCAGAUGCCACUUCCUAAAUAUACUACCAGAGCUAGUUUUGAGGUGGAACCUGGAGCUGUUGGGCAAAGAACAGAUUUCAAAGAAGCAAACAAGAAACUAGAAUGGGGUUUAAAGAAGAUUGUUGGUGGAUCGGAACAUACACUUCGUGCAAAGCUGACAUUUUCACAGGAAUCACAUGCAAACAUCACGAAGGAAGCUGGACCAGUUAGCAUGACUUUCACAAUACCGAUGUAUAACGCGUCAAGGCUUCAGGUGAAAUACUUGCAGAUAGCAAAGAAAUCUAGUUCCUAUAAUCCAUAUCGAUGGGUGAGAUAUGUUACUCAGGCCAAUUCAUAUGUUGCUCGAAUAUGAUAUGGUGGAAUCUCCAUUCUUUUGUAUGUUUCAUAUAUGUCGGCUCCUUGGUGUCACUUUAUUUUUCUGAACUAGAUUAUACUUUUUUGCUGAAUCACACCAUAUUUUCAAGUUGUAUCAUCUGGUGAAAUUUAUCUAAUUUGUAUAUUAGUGAUGUUGAAUAGAAAAUCUAGCACAAUUUUUUCCCCUGCUGGUUAUGAGAGAAUUCCAACUGGUAAAAUAUGUUAUUUAAGAAGCCUUUCUGAA
This is a messenger RNA of Theobroma cacao (cacao), 1718 nucleotides long. Its product is annotated as Clathrin adaptor complexes medium subunit family protein. Gene Ontology annotation, biological process: intracellular protein transport; vesicle-mediated transport. The record is from RefSeq and is a predicted model, not a curated record. Lineage: Eukaryota; Viridiplantae; Streptophyta; Magnoliopsida; Malvales; Malvaceae. Gene Ontology annotation, cellular component: clathrin adaptor complex.